Molecule: messenger RNA, 1670 nt
Organism: Dendroctonus ponderosae (mountain pine beetle)
Lineage: Eukaryota; Metazoa; Arthropoda; Insecta; Coleoptera; Curculionidae
Gene: S6k
Product: ribosomal protein S6 kinase beta-2
Biological process (GO): protein phosphorylation
Molecular function (GO): ATP binding; protein serine/threonine kinase activity
Source: RefSeq, a predicted model, not a curated record
GUGUCAGCAGUCAAAGCGUCGAGCAGCUGUGUGGGUAGUGCGAGUGAUAUAACCUCAAAACGCGUGGAUUUUGUUAAAUUCGCAAGGGUUUCGUUCAGUUUUUUCCGCAAAAAUCGUCGUUUUUCCGCAUAACUGGUCGAACCAUGGCGACCGUAUUCGACAUCGAGCUGCACGACGUCGAAACUGUCGAACUGUCCUCGGACUCGGACACCGAAAUUGAAAUCGAGGGAUACAUCGAUGAAAAUCCCAACCCAAAUGAGGUCAUUGAUUUGACAGACGGCGAUUUUGAUACAGUGGAAAUAACUGAGGCCAAUGUGAAUCCGACGGAGGAGCGCAUGUCGCCGAAGGAUUUCGAUCUAUUGAAGGUGUUGGGCAAGGGAGGUUAUGGUAAAGUGUUCCAAUGCCGCAAGCGGACUGGCGCAGACGCCGGCAAAAUUUUCGCAAUGAAAGUGCUGCGCAAAGCGUCAAUUGUGCGCAACCAGAAGGACGUGUCGCACACCAAAGCGGAACGCAAUAUACUCGAAAGCGUAAUGAUUUUACUUAGCCGAAAUCAUCCUGGCUCUGGAACACUUGCACAGUUUGGGAAUAAUCUAUCGUGAUCUGAAGCCGGAAAAUAUACUUCUAGACCAGGAGGGCCACGUGAAAUUGACCGAUUUCGGCCUGUCCAAAGAGCAUAUUCAGGACAACACCAGAACGCUGACCUUCUGUGGCACCAUCGAGUAUAUGGCUCCGGAAAUUAUUCUCAGAUUGGGGCACGGAAAGGCGGCCGAUUGGUGGUCUUUGGGGGCUCUCCUCUAUGAUAUGACUACGGGAGCGCCUCCGUUUCAUGGCGGCAAUCGCAAAGCCACCAUAGAACUGAUCCUGCGCGGCAAGCUGACGUUUCCCCAAUAUAUGACAACUGACAUGAAGGACAUUCUGCGUCGCCUGCUGAAAAAGAAGCCACAAGACCGUCUGGGGGCGCCACCGGACGACGCCAAAGCCAUCAAAAAACAUCCAUUUUUCAAACACAUCAACUGGGAGGACGUGAUGAACAAGCGAAUCGAGCCCCCAUACAAACCAUGCGUGUCCAGUGAAGAUGACGUGUCACAGUUCGAUCCGAAAUUCACUCGGCAAACGCCAGUCGAUUCGCCAGUUGACUCGUUUUUGAGCGAAAGCGUCAAUAUGAUUUUUGAGGGUUUCACGUACGUGGCACCGUCGAUUUUGGAGGAUUUGUACAAACCGUCGAUACUAAAGUCGCGUUCGCCUCGCAAACUCGGCUCGUCUUCCUAUCGUGUGCCCACGCAUCCUUUUGGCUUCAAUUUGCCGAGUUUCGGGCCCUCCUCAUCACAUCCCCACCACAAUCUCCACCAGCACGGGCACAAUCAUGUCGGCUUUCACGAUCAGGCUGCCCCCUAUGAUGCACACUCGUCCGGCGCCAGUGGUGGCGGCAUCCCGAUUCGCCGGCCAUUAUCUCAUCAGCACUGUCCCGAAAUGAUGGAAGUCAGUAGCGGAGGCGGCGCCGGCGCAUUAUCCCACGUAUAGUACAAUUCGUUUAGUAAAGUUAACCGGGAAUUUUCGUUCAAUUUUUCCGGUCGAAUUGGAAACACGUUUCGGAUCGUUUCGGGAACCACCAUCUUCAAUGUGUGUACAUAGUUGAAAAUAAAUAAAACGACUGAUUUUUUAGCGGUUAA